AUGAAAUAUUUGCUCUUAUUUUUUGUAUUCUCAACUGUUUAUGCAGUGAAUUUGAGUGAGUUUUUCGGGAAAAAAAUUUGAAAAAAUCUAGAAAUUAUUUAGUUCUAGAUGUUUUUACUGGUUUAGGGAAACCAAACUUUAGUCCAACCGUACUAACUAGACUCUAGUCUAACUAGACAGUAGGUUAACUAGACUUAAGUUAGUUGCUCGAUAAUGGACUAGAAUCUGUACAAACCAGAGUCUAGUUUAACUAAUACCAACUAGACUGUAGUCUGGUAACAAUCUCUUGAAGUUUUCUUUAGAUUUUUAACUAGAAAAUCAGCUGAUCUUCAGAAUUUUUACAAAAUUUCUCCCAAAACCCGCCCCAAAAACCCAACCAUUUUCCAGACUGCUCCUCCUCCAUAAUCCAAUACUACGCUCCUCAAAACCUCAGCCAAAUCACCAAAUAUCCAGCCAACUCCAACGACACCCUGAGUCCCAAUCAAUAUUGUCGAUUCCAUUUCAAUGUUCCAACAGGAUACAGUGUAUUCCUAGUGUUCUCCGCAAGUUUGGGCAACGGUUUUGUGACGGUUGUUGAUUCGAUAAAUGUUUCAAAAGUGUAUAACACCGCUUUUCAACAACCAGCAUUUUUGAUCUCUCCUGGUGGAUAUGUUUAUGUUCAAACUACAAACACUGUUGGAUAUUUCAAUUUGCAAUUCAAAUAUUAUAAAUGUAGGUUGGAUUUUUGAAGGAUGUUCCUAUUUGAUGUUUUGUUUCAGAUAACACAUAUCCAAUUAAUUAUCCAAUUUCAUCAUCGGCAAAAGAUCCAUUAUAUCUCAAUACCCAAAUGUUGCAACCAACAACAUUCACCGCAUCAACACGUGUAUCUCUAGUCACAAUUCCACAAAUCGCCCAAUAUGUUCAAUAUUUACAAGCAACUGCAGUCUUCGAUGGUCCAACUGUGAACUCCAAAUACAUCGGAAGUUUAUACGAUCAAUAUGUCUCUGGUAAUCAAUUUGUAUCCAGUGGCAAAUAUCUCACACUUUACACCGUGGCUUCAACAUCCUAUUCUGCUUACGGAACAGUUAUCCUUCAAGAUUAUUCGAUAACUUCAAAGUUCGGCAAAUUUUUGGGGAUAUCCAUGGAAAAUGCGCCACGAUUAUUGAGCUUGAGUUCACCGAGUGCUUCUCAACCAGUCGGGUUUAUUACAACUAUGGGAACAACAAAUGCAGAAUAUUUGAUAGCUGCAAAUGUUUCGGCUAAUGCAAAAAUUGAUGUUUAUAUUGGAUCGGUUUUCAGUGAUCGGAAGAUUGCAACCUAUAAUAUUUCGAAUGUUAAUAAUUCGUUGCCUCAGGAAUUUUUGGGGAUUCAUAGAACUUAUGUGGUUACUUCUGGACAAGUUACUUUGAAAUUGGGAAGACGCACUAUUGAUUGUAAGUUUGCGUUGGGAAUUUUGGAAGUUAAAAAAUGUGUCGCGUGCGGCUCUGCGUCGCGGUUGGGAAACAAGAAAAAUGAAUUAUUGAUUGUUUCCCGACCGCGACGCACAUUUUUUAACUUUGACAUUAAUUUUAAAAAAAAUUCCAGCUGGUUUCCAAAAUGCUUACAUUGGUCGAAAAGGUUUCAUCGCAUCUCGAUAUUACAAAACAUCAGGAUUAGCAUCACCAACAAUCACAGCAGAUAUUCUCGCUCCCCAAACAUCUCAAAAUCUUGGCUAUCAGCUAAACAUCAGACAACUCGAUUUGUCUCGCAAUAAUUCACUCAUGAUUGCGAAUGGUGACGUCACCACGAUUUAUAAUAGUUCGAAUAAAGUUGCGAGUAGCUUGACUGUGAAUGGUGCCAUGUUGGCUGUACAAUAUACAGGAGAUUCGAAUACGACCGGAUUUUAUAUGGAUUUCGAGAUUGUGCCAGCGAAAGGAGUUUUGAGUAGAAGUGUUUUCUGUAGUUUGGUAUUGUUUUUGGUGGCGAAUUUUGGAUUUUGA
Caenorhabditis angaria is the source of this 1958-nucleotide messenger RNA. NCBI's taxonomy places the organism in Eukaryota, Metazoa, Nematoda, Chromadorea, Rhabditida, Rhabditidae. The record is from the annotation of a GenBank genome assembly.